GACCUAACUAAAUUCGGCUCACCACGAUUUGAUCACAAGGCCUGGGUGAAUGAAGCCUUAGCAGGAGCAUCAAACGAUCAGGAUGUUGAGCAUUUAUCCUCUGGACUUAUAGUCAAGCUUCAAGCCUACAUGGAGGAGAUAAACUCAGAUAUUAUUUCUUCUACGGAGGAGUUCGCAAAUCAUAUACCUCGCAUCUCGUAA
Messenger RNA from Protopolystoma xenopodis, 201 nucleotides. Lineage: Eukaryota; Metazoa; Platyhelminthes; Monogenea; Polystomatidea; Polystomatidae. The record is from the annotation of a GenBank genome assembly.